CCAGUGAAACGAUGAGCCUCUCUGCUAAAGACAAGAAGUUGGUGAAGGACUUUUGGGCCAAGAUUUCUCCUAAGGCCGAGGAGAUUGGCGAUGAAACUCUUUCCAGAAUGAUAGUGGUCUACCCUCAGACCAAGACGUACUUCUCUCACUGGAAAGACCUGUCCCCUGGCUCUCCAUCCGUGAAGGCGCAUGGCAAGAAGGUGAUGUCAGGGGUUAGCCUCGCUGUGAAGAACAUAGAUGACCUCUUAAAUGGCCUGCUCGUUCUCGGCGAGCUCCAUGCAUUUACGCUGAGGGUGGAUCCCGCUAACUUCAAGAUCCUCUUCCACAACUUCCUGGUGGUGCUGGCCAACAAGUUCCCCAAUGAAUUUGACCCUGAGCUGCACACUGCAAUGGACAAAUUCCUCGCCAAGGUUGCCCUGGCUCUGUCCGACAAAUAUCGCUAAACUGCAGUGAUUUGUAUCUUGACUAAAGACAUUUAAUGUCUAACAUGAAAUAAAAU
Messenger RNA from Sardina pilchardus (European sardine), 499 nucleotides. Its product is annotated as hemoglobin embryonic subunit alpha-like. Lineage: Eukaryota; Metazoa; Chordata; Actinopteri; Clupeiformes; Clupeidae. Gene Ontology annotation, molecular function: peroxidase activity; haptoglobin binding; oxygen carrier activity. The transcript is spliced from 3 exons. The coding region runs from base 12 to 443 and encodes 143 amino acids. The record is from RefSeq and is a predicted model, not a curated record. Gene Ontology annotation, cellular component: haptoglobin-hemoglobin complex; blood microparticle; hemoglobin complex. Gene Ontology annotation, biological process: oxygen transport; hydrogen peroxide catabolic process.